Messenger RNA from Somion occarium, 1102 nucleotides. NCBI's taxonomy places the organism in Eukaryota, Fungi, Basidiomycota, Agaricomycetes, Polyporales, Cerrenaceae. The record is from the annotation of a GenBank genome assembly.
AUCGAUCGUAAGCAAUGCACAUUCUCCAGAACUUGGCGCGAACGGUUCAAGAAUACUUCCUAGAAACCCCCUCUCAUACUGCUAUCUUCGUACCUAUCCUCCUAGGAAAGGCUGAGGAGAACUAUAACUUCAACAACCUCGAGAGCAUAUCUUCUCCCGAGUAUGCACAUGAGCUCGGGGAGAUCAGACGCUUCAUCGAGCAGAACUUUCCUUCUCUGACGGUCUCAUCUCCUGAUAAGACUUGUGGACAUUGCAAGCCUUGUAUGGAGGACAAAUCUCACAUUGAGCUGCACGGUCGCCUCAUGGAUGCUCUUGCUACAACCCGGGAUAUUGACACCAUCACCAACAUACGCUUCAUCCUCGCCGUUAUCGUCAUCCACUGUCUGGCCCACACAUUUGCGGUUGGCAAUCCUAGGCCAAUGCACACAAAUGAUUUCCCAUUCUACAUGUGCAGUAAUUUGCUUCUUGAUUACGAUAUCGCUGAGGCUGGCUUCUUCGCUGAGGAGGGAAUCUUUGGCGGUAUCAUUGGCAUCGUAUUCAAAGAUCAGGAGAAUGGAAUGCCUCCAGAAUUCUUAGAGGCGGACUUCACGAAGAUCGCCUAUCUCUUUCUUCUUGACCGGACUGGGGCGACGUAUCGCCUUGACCCCAGAGAGCUUGCAGAGCAGUUAAAGCGUCAUCGCUUCGGCCGAUUCACGAAUACUCGUUGCAUCGAGGUGCCGAGGAAUAUUAUAGAGAGAACGUGUGCUGCGUUUAAUGGCGACCACCUUCCGAUCGAGCGAGUUGGUGCUGGUCGUGAUCCCGACUGGCUGGAAGCGAUACUACAACACGGCGAUCUUGAGCACACCGAUGACCGAUUCCACCACGAAUGCAUCCAUUUCAUGUCUUAAAGUCUGCUGUUCAUUUAGUGAUUACGGGUUCUCAUCUAGCUCCUGUAUGUGCUGAACUCUUGAGCUCUCCAAAGUUUGUCACAAUGUCUCGAUCUUCUUUGCUAACACCUCGCUCUAUGACUUUCGCCAUUUCUGGAGGACGAACACGUAUGCGCCUGACGAUGUCAAAUAAACUGUGUGGUGAUCGGGUUCUAACGUCUGCUGUACUUGAGAUU